CCACAACCCUUUCCCAAGCCCUAAACAAAAUCCUUCUCUUGACAUAAAUUUCAUUCCCUCUCCAAACCGAACGGACCGGACUCCAGUCUCCACUCGGACCACUCCCGACUGCACACUCGAGUCUUGACUGACUCCUCUCCCUUGCCGCCGCCCGCCCGCCCCCGGCCCUCUUACUUCUGGGUUCUGUCCUUCAUCAUCUGUAAACGCACUCACGCCAGGGCAAGAAAGAUUGAUACUCAAGCUUCCUUUUGAAUGGCGUCUUCAAUGAGUUUGCUGUGCCGAAGAAUAUGUCACUCUGUUCUUUGGUCUCGUCACCGACAACCCUUUUGCACAGGCACACUUUCUUCUGCAUCUGAAAUGCACUCUAAUGAUGCCACCAUCCAUUCUGACCUCGAAGAUCAACCCUCAUCACAAACAGAGACCACUCAACUAAGAAUGGUUUAUGACCGUCCACUAGAAAAUGGCUUAGAUAUUGGCGUUUAUAAGGCGAUAUUAUUGGGGCAAGUGGGUCAGAAUCCAGUUCAGAAGAGACUAAGGACUGGGAAAAUGGUGACACUAUUGUCAGUGGGGACUGGUGGCAUCCGAAACAAUAGGAGGCCAUUUGACAAUGAGGAGCCAAGAGACUAUGCAAAUAGGUGUGCUGUUCAAUGGCAUCGUGUUUCCAUAUAUCCGGACUGGUUAGGAAAUAUUGCCAUGAAGCAUGCUGGUCCAGGCUCCAUCUUAUACUUGGAGGGGAAUCUAGAGACCAAGAUUUUCACAGACCCAAUUACAGGUCUUGUUCGACGUGUAAGAGAGGUUGCAGUGCGUGGCAAUGGACGCAUUGUGUUUGUUGGAAAGGGUGAUGAUGAUCAACAAGGAGCUGAAGCAAAACUUAAAGGAGUUGGUUAUUACUGAGAGCAUGGAUGGAUCUCUAGAAUGCAAAAUUUAUUUGAAACUUUUCUUUCUAAGCUUUUAGUGCAAUUUUGUUUAACUGAAUUGGAUGCUGAAGAGUUAUGCAUGAAAAUGUCCCAUAGCAUCAACAAUGCAUCCUAUCUUUUGUUAACAGAAGUAAUUCCCAAUAACUGGUCUUUCUUGA
Impatiens glandulifera is the source of this 1075-nucleotide messenger RNA. Its product is annotated as single-stranded DNA-binding protein, mitochondrial. Gene Ontology annotation, cellular component: mitochondrial nucleoid. Gene Ontology annotation, biological process: mitochondrial DNA replication; positive regulation of helicase activity. Gene Ontology annotation, molecular function: single-stranded DNA binding. Bases 253 to 894 code for a protein of 213 amino acids. The transcript has 5 exons. The record is from RefSeq and is a predicted model, not a curated record. NCBI's taxonomy places the organism in Eukaryota, Viridiplantae, Streptophyta, Magnoliopsida, Ericales, Balsaminaceae.